UGCUGUUGUUGAGCAGGGCUGGGAUUAGAGACGGGGCGAAUGGCUUUCAAUCUUACUGGGAUUAUAGAACAAAGGGACUCUGCAAUACACACACACACACAAAAAGGAGAUUUUAUUUUGGAAGGGGGGUGGGAACGUAUCUCCCCCCCUUCUCGUCCACAGCCCUCUCUGCAGACAGGAGCCAAGAGGGGGUUGAUUGAAGACAGAUAGAUAUCUAUUUUGCACUGCGGAUCGGGGGAGGAUCGGAUCAGAUCUGAGAAGAAAUUACAACUAUCCUAUACCCUGUACAACACCCCUCCCUUUUCUGUUAUUUCCCAGAUCAAUUAAAAGGAGAGACCCCAGAUCAAGGUAAAAAAAAAACAAGAGGCUGAUCGGGGAGGACCUCGCACAGAAGUACUGGCGGGCUGUGAUCUAAAGUAUAAGUCGGCGGGAAGCGAGGCACUCAGAUGAACAGUGGUUCUCCCAGCCUGAUUAAAAACAACCCAUGUAAUUUAACAUAGCCGUUAAGUCAUCAAAGACCAAAAUGGCACUGGCUGGAAAUCAAUAUGAAGAAGCCUUGAACAGCCAUAGACCAGAUCUAUGGAUUUCAACUAUUUCUGGAGUGAAGGAGGAAAUUGUCACAAGCCUUGUAUCUGCCUUAGAUUCAAUGUGUUCUGCGCUCUCCAAACUUAACGCUGAAGUGGCCUGUAUAGCAGUACACGAAGAAAGUGCAUUUGUUGUUGGAACAGAGAAGGGGAGAUUAUUUUUAAACUCUAGAAAAGAGCUUCAGACUGAUUUUCAGAGAUUUUGUGGGGGUCCCCACAGAAAAGAGCAAGAAUCUGAACUGAAAAGGAGAAGCAGGGACUGCAUUCGAAAUGUGCCACAAAUAUCUUCUGGACCAAGAUCCGAUGUUUUUCUUCUCCGGAAGAUGGUUGAAGAGAUCUUCGACAUGCUUUAUAGUGAUGCUCUUGGUACAUCUAGUGUUGUUCCUGUGCCAUAUGACAACGUUUUGAAGGAUCCUGGAUCGCUGAUGGUAAUCGGUUUCCCAGAUGGAGUGCGUUUCCGGAAACCUGCUGAAUAUGACCUAAAAAGCUUGAUGCUAAUUUUAGGCCAUAGUCAUCAAAUCCGAUUCAAAGUGAAAAGACCUACUGAAGAACCUAGCAGAGAGAUGAACUCUCCUUUAGAUCUGAAUAGCUCCACAGUCUCGACAACGAACGUCAUUCCAGACACUGGCCCAAGUACUAAAGUAGCAAAACAAUCAAAUCAUGACAGUCAUUCUGCUGUACCAAACUUCAUAUACAAUGCAUCACUGCCAGGCCACAUUUCUAUGGAUGUAAAGCAAGAGGAUCACACUAAUGUGCUUGAAACCAACACAGCCAGUGAAGGACUGAUCCAAAGGCCAUCGGGAGGCCAGACACAGGACUUCCCCGACGGUUGUGGACAGCAAGUCUCGCCGACAGGAAGCAGCCUUAGACAAAAUGUCCACGCUUCAAAACGUGUCCUCUUUUCAAUAGUUCACGAUAAAACAGAGAAAUGGGACAGUUUCAUUAAGGAGACAGAAGACAUCAAUACCCUAAGGGAGUGUGUGCAGAUCCUGUUUAAUAGCAGAUAUGCUGAAGCUUUAGGUCUCGAUCACAUGGUACCUGUGCCAUAUCGUAAGAUUGCCUGUCAUCCAGAAGCAGUGGAGAUUAGAGGAAUACCCGAUAAAAUCCCUUUCAAAAGGCCGUGUACUUAUGGAGUACCCAAACUUAAGAGAAUUCUAGAGGAAAGGCACAACAUCCAUUUUAUUAUCAAAAGCAUGUUCGAUCAGAGAAUCUUUGAAGGUACUAAAUUUUCUAAAGAAACCACAAUAACCGAUUCCUCGACCUUGGGAGAGGAGACCCUGAAUGAAGCCCAAAACAUACCACUGCUGGACAUCAGUGGGCAAUCAAAUGGACACAGGUCUGCAAACAGCAGCACAUCAGAUGAAUGUGAACCAGGCACUUCAGGUGAGCAGAGCGGAAUGAAACGUAUAAAGACAGAACCAGAAGAAAAUGAGAUCAUACAAAUCACUGUUCCAGAUCACACAUUUCAUUCAGAUGAGACGAGUGACUGUGUGACGAGUCAUAUGGCGGCUGAGGACGCUGGCUAUGUGCUGGACUCGGGUUCAGUUUCUGAAAAGGGACUCAGUGAUGAAUCUAGAAAUGAAGAAAAACAUGUAGAUGGGAUUGGAGACAUGAUAAGACAACUGAGAAAACAAGUAGAAAAUGCAUUUAAUUCAAACUAUGCAAAAGCAAUCGGAGCUCCAGAACCUGUCAAAGUGCCAUACUCUAAGUUCUUGAUGUACCCAGAUGAUCUGUUUGUCGUGGGGUUACCUGAGGGGAUCUCUUUCCGACGGCCAAAUUGUUUUGGAAUUUCAAAACUCAGAAGGAUAUUGGAACACAUUAAUGAUAUCCAAUUUGUUAUUAAAAGACCUGAACUGAUAUCUGAAGUUCUGAAAGACAAUUCUGGACUUCCAGAUGUUAGUGACACAAAUUGCCAUGAUUCUGUCUUAGAUGAAAUCACUAAGAGGCCCAGCUUUCAAGAGAAUUAUGAUACCAGACUCUCGAGAAUUGAUAUUGCUAACACUCUCAGAGAACAAGUGCAAGACUUAUUUAAUAAAAAGUAUGGUGAAGCACUUGGGAUCAAGUACCCAGUCCAAGUGCCCUACAAGCGUAUAAAGAGCAAUCCGGGCUCUGUCAUCAUAGAAGGUCUUCCCCCAGGAAUCCCAUUUCGUAAGCCCUGCACAUUUGGGUCACAAAAUUUGGAGAGAAUAUUAGCAGUGGCGGAUAAAAUCAGAUUCACAGUAACAAGGCCUUUUCAGGGACUCAUUCCGAGACCAGAUGAUGAAGAUGCCAACAGACUGGGAGAAAAAGUCAUUCUCCGGGAACAAGUUAAAGAGCUUUUUAAUGAAAAAUAUGGAAAGGCACUUGGAUUAGGUCGACCAGUACUGGUGCCCUACAAAUUGAUCCGAGAUCACCCAGAUUCUGUUGAAAUAACGGGACUGCCAAAUGAUAUACCUUUCAGAAAUCCCAACACUUAUGACAUUAAUCGGCUGGAAAAAAUUCUUAAAGCAAGAGAGGACAUCCAAAUGGUUAUAUUAAAUCAGUUACAACCAUUUUCUGAAAUCUGCAUCGAGGCACCACCUAUACAAAAAGACAUCUCUGCUCCUAAACGGAAAAGAAAGAGAAUCUCUGAAGGGAAUUCUGUAUCUUCAACAUCAUCAAGCUCUUCAUGUUCCUCCUCAUCCUCAUCCUCUAAUGUCGAUGCCAUCUCUUCAGCACAUCCAGCGUCACUAGUGCAAUGGCCUAUGUACAUGUUGGACUACGGAGGUGUGAACAUGCAAAUCCCUGGCCACAUGAAUUAUUAGAUCGUAGUAUUUCGCUUUUAAUUAGGAGAAUAUUGUAAUUUAUGUAAAAAGAAAUGUAUAUUACUGUGUAUCAAUGCCUUUUAGUUUUUUUCAAUAAUUUUUACAGUAUGUUUCUGCCAUCCAAGACGGCCUUUUUGAAUAAAAAUGUGUUGCCUUGUUCUGA
Molecule: messenger RNA, 3530 nt
Organism: Spea bombifrons (plains spadefoot toad)
Lineage: Eukaryota; Metazoa; Chordata; Amphibia; Anura; Pelobatidae
Gene: GTF2IRD1
Product: GTF2I repeat domain containing 1
Exons: 28
Coding region: 524-3367 (947 amino acids)
Cellular component (GO): nucleus
Molecular function (GO): DNA-binding transcription factor activity
Source: RefSeq, a predicted model, not a curated record